GGUUUGCAGAGGUCAGGGAACACGGCCUUGGGGCGAGCGCUUCUCCUGAAUGUCUCCCCCUCCUGCCAGGCCCUGCCGAGAUGGUGAAGCUGUUCAUUGGGAACCUGCCGCGGGAGGCGACGGAGCAGGAGAUCCGGUCGCUGUUCGAGCAGUACGGGAAGGUGCUGGAAUGCGACAUCAUCAAGAACUACGGCUUCGUGCACAUCGAGGACAAGACGGCGGCCGAGGACGCCAUCCGCAACCUGCACCACCACAAGCUGCAUGGCGUCUGCAUCAACGUGGAGGCCAGCAAGAACAAGAGCAAGGCCUCCACCAAGCUGCACGUGGGCAACAUCAGCGCCACCUGCACCAACCUGGAGCUGCGGGCCAAGUUCGAGGAGUACGGCCCCGUCAUCGAGUGCGAC
This is a messenger RNA of Alligator sinensis (Chinese alligator), 404 nucleotides long. Its product is annotated as RNA-binding protein 4B-like. The annotation marks the transcript as partial. NCBI's taxonomy places the organism in Eukaryota, Metazoa, Chordata, Crocodylia, Alligatoridae. The transcript has a single exon. The record is from RefSeq and is a predicted model, not a curated record. Gene Ontology annotation, molecular function: RNA binding.